CGCAACCAACACCAUACCACACCACCUAGCACAACCCAACACCAAAUACCAUCACCCCACUAGCACAACCAACACCAGUACCCACCACCCCACUAGCACAACCCAACGCCAUACCACCACCACCCCAAGCACAACCAACACCAAUACCACCACCCCACUAGCACAACCAACACCAUACCACCAACCCACUAGCACAACCAACCAUACCACCACCACCACUAGCACAACCAACACCAGUACCACCACCCCCCCUAGCACAACCAACACCA
Molecule: messenger RNA, 269 nt
Organism: Cherax quadricarinatus
Lineage: Eukaryota; Metazoa; Arthropoda; Malacostraca; Decapoda; Parastacidae
Source: RefSeq, a predicted model, not a curated record